UACCUCCUAUAAUGACAUUACAGUUCGUGCUAAAAACGGGAAACGAGCUAGCUUAUAAAUAUUAGAUUAAAGUAUCUAGAUGCUAGUCAUAGUGAGUUAUUAUUUUGCAUGGAUAGGUGACACUUUACACGCCAAAAUAAAACGUUUAGUCGGUUAAAGUAUUGCACUUGUAUUCAGUUAGAUAGCUAAUAGUGCAUAGCCAUCUUAGCAUCUAGCUAGCCAGUUAGCAAGUAUGUAUCUUUUGUAUACAAUUCUAGCUGCACUUGUGUGUUUCCUUUUAAUGAAAUGGAUGAAACGUAGAAGGUUUUGCAUGGAUGUAAAAAGGCUGGACGGGAAAACAGUUCUUAUAACCGGUGGUAAUUCUGGCAUAGGCAAAGAGACAGCUGUGGCUUUGGCACUAAGAGGAGCACGAGUCAUCCUCGCCUGUAGGGAUGAAGACCGAGCAAGGAAAGCUGUGCAGGAGAUCAAGCACCGGAGCCACAACAUGAACGUGCUCUUCAUGGAGGUAGACCUGGCCAACAUGAGGUCCAUAAGAGAGUUCUGCAAGAAGUUCUUGCAGAAAGAGAAGAGGUUGGAUAUUCUCAUCAAUAACGCAGGUGUUCCCAGUGUCCUGGACUGGACCGAUGAUCAUUUUUCCUUGUGCUUUGGUGUUAAUCACUUGGGUCACUUCCUUCUGACCAAUCUUCUGCUGCCGCGGCUUAAGGAGAGCACACCGAGCCGUGUCAUCACCCUCACUUGCUCCAGCUAUAAGUACCAGAGACUGGACUUCCAGGAUCUUAACUACAACCUGUUCCCUUUCUUCACCUACAGCCGCAGCAAACUGGCAAAUAUCUACUUCACCAAGGAGCUGGCUCACAUGAUGGAGGGCAAAGGAGUCACGGCCUACGCUGUGCAUCCUGGUUACGUGCAGAGUAACUGGACAUGUCACUAUUCGUUCCUGUACCAGCUCUUUAUGAAGGUGAUCAUGUUUAUGUUUUUUGUGCCGUGCGAGGCGGGGGCACAGACCGUCGUGUACUGUGCUGUAUCGGACGAGGUCACGGCUCAUAACGGGGGCUACUUCAGCGACUGCAGACCAGCCACAUUAAAACCUUAUGCCAAGGACAGCGGUGUGGCCAAAAAGCUCUGGGAGGCCAGUGAGAGAUUGGUCAAUCUCGCCUGAUUCAAAGAGCUGAAUAGAUUUUUUUAAACAAAUAUGUAUAAAUAUGAUUAUUUAUGAAGUAUGUGUGUAAUUUUUUUUCUUAAGUGUUCAAUUUAUGCUGUGAACUACCUGCCUCCUGCUAAAAUACAAAAUACAGUUUAUUAAGUGUGCUGUAUGUUUUUCCCCCCUGAUAGAUUGUUAUUCAAUACACACAUGAUUCACUCUAAUAAUAAUAAUA
Messenger RNA from Tachysurus fulvidraco (yellow catfish), 1376 nucleotides. RefSeq lists its product as uncharacterized. The coding region runs from base 233 to 1159 and encodes 308 amino acids. NCBI's taxonomy places the organism in Eukaryota, Metazoa, Chordata, Actinopteri, Siluriformes, Bagridae. The transcript is spliced from 4 exons. The record is from RefSeq and is a predicted model, not a curated record.